Molecule: messenger RNA, 2555 nt
Organism: Epinephelus lanceolatus (giant grouper)
Lineage: Eukaryota; Metazoa; Chordata; Actinopteri; Perciformes; Serranidae
Gene: abcg8
Product: ATP-binding cassette, sub-family G (WHITE), member 8
Biological process (GO): cholesterol homeostasis; transmembrane transport; cholesterol efflux
Cellular component (GO): plasma membrane; signaling receptor complex
Molecular function (GO): cholesterol transfer activity; ATP binding; ABC-type transporter activity
Source: RefSeq, a predicted model, not a curated record
GUAGAGAGAAAAAGGAGAGGAACCGAACAGAAGAAGAAAAAGGGGGGCGUUGACCUCUUGAUCCUGCAAACGUCAACCAGCUACUUGCAUCAUCAUGGACACAGACACCGGCCUCAAUCAUACAAACAGCUCCUCACAGCAUCAAGACACAGAGCUGUUCUCGUCUGAAGAGGACAGCAGCCUCUACUUUACCUACAGUGGAGGGUGCAACGAGCUGGAGGUCAACAACCUGCACUAUGAGGUGGACACAGCGGCUCAGAUCCCCUGGUAUGAGAAGUUGUCAGAGUUCAAGUUGCCGUGGGAGAUUAAAGGAAACAAGCAGACAGCCAUCAGCAAGCUCAGCCUCCGAGUCCACAGCGGGCAGAUGCUGGCCGUCAUCGGCAGCUCAGGUUGUGGUAAAACAUCUUUGCUGGACAUAAUAACAUGCCGUGAUGAGGGCGGCACAAUGACGUCCGGUCAGGUUCUGAUCAACGGGAAGCCUAACACGCCUCAGCUGGUGAAGAAGAGCAUCGCUCACGUCCGACAAGAUGACCGGCUCCUUCCUCACCUCACCGUCCGCGAAACUCUCGUCUUUGUUGCCAAACUGAGGCUCCCCACCCACUUCACACAGGCUGAGAGGGACCAGAGGGUGGAUGAUGUCAUCGCAGAGCUGCGGCUGCGACAGUGUGCUCACACCCGGGUGGGAAACGACUAUGUGAGGGGAGUCUCUGGAGGCGAGAGGAGGAGAGUCAGUAUAGCUGUCCAACUUCUCUGGAACCCUGGUAUUUUGAUCCUGGAUGAACCCACGUCAGGUCUGGACAGCUUCACAGCCCACAACCUGGUGAUCACACUGUCCCGCCUGGCCCGUGGAAACCGCCUGGUGCUGCUGUCGGUCCAUCAGCCCCGCUCUGAUAUCUUCCAGCUCUUCGACCUCGUCGUCCUGCUGUCGUCAGGUUCAGCCGUUUACUGUGGGGCUGCUUGUGACAUGGUGCCUUACUUCACGGCUCUGGGAUACCCCUGCCCGAGAUACUGCAACCCCUCCGACUUCUAUGUUGAUCUGAUCAGUAUAGACCGACGCAGUCCGGAGCAAGAGGCCAAGUGUUUGGAGCGCUCUGGAGUUCUGGCUGAGCAGUUCUUAGAAAAGGUCUGAGACACCGACGAUCACAUGUGGAAACCAGCUGGGACCAACACAGCACCAACAACACAACCUGAAAGCUCUCAGCAGAUCAGCAAAGUAAAAGGAGAAGAAGUAAUCACCAUUUCCAAGGAAAGAAACAGACUGCCUGGAAGACUGCACCAAUUUACGAUCCUCAUCAGGCGUCACAUGUAUAAUGACUACAGGGACCUGGUCACCUUAUUGGUUCACGGCUUCGAGGCCCUCCUCAUGUCACUGCUGGUCGGUUGUCUCUACUAUGGGGCAGGAGAAGAGCGUCUGUCCAUUCAGGACACAGUGGCCCUCCUGUACAUGAUCGGUGCCCUCACGCCAUUUGCUGUGGUGCUGGACGUCAUAGCUAAAUGUCACACAGAGAGAGCCAUGCUUUACCACGAGCUGGAGGACGGCAUGUACUCUGUCACUUCAUACUUCUUUGCCAAGGUCCUGGGGGAGUUACCUGAGCACUGCGUGUUCACCUUGGUGUACGGCUUGCCCAUCUAUUGGCUGGCCGGCCUUAACGAAGCUCCGGAUCGUUUCCUGCUCAACUUCCUGCUGGUGUGGCUGAUGGUCUACUGCAGCCGAGCCAUGGCUCUGUUUGUAGCCGCGGCACUUCCCACCCUGCAGACCUCAGCAUUCAUGGGCAACUCGUUUUUCACUGUCUUCUAUUUGACCGGAGGUUUUGUCAUUAGCCUGGAGAAUAUGUGGCUCGUGGCCUCGUGGCUCUCUCAUGCCUCCUUCAUGCGGUGGGGUUUUGAGGGCAUGCUGCAGGUGCAGUUCAGAGGCAACAAGUACCCCGUCACCAUCAGGAACAUCACCUUUAAUGUUGACGGCAUACAUGUGGUGGAGGCCAUGAAGAUGAACCAGUACCCUCUGUACUCGUGCUACCUGGUCCUGCUGGCAGUUGUUCUGGUCUUCAUGGCACUCUACUACGUGUCCCUAAAAUUCAUCAAGCAGAAGUCCAGUCAGGACUGGUGAACACAUCUGCACCAGUUUCAACCAUCAGACCAAACGCUAUCUGAAAUCAGACGACAUCAGAGUCAGGUUUUUACUUAAGCAUGUGUUUUUUUCAGCAGUGGAAGGAUGUAGUUUGGGUUCUAGUCGACUGGUUCGACACUGAGCCAUGCUUUCCAUUGUCACUUUAAUACAAGGACAGUUGGCAGUGGGAAAAGUGCUUUGAGGUCAUGUGUGUAGGAUUUGGUGGCAUGUAGCAGUGAUGUUGCAGAUUGCAGCCAACCAAAAUUCCUCCCAAGUGCCAAGUGUGUAGGAGAAUUAUGGCGGGCAACAUGAAAACAUGGAAAUGCAAGAGCCAGUAGUUUGUCCAUUCUUAGUCUCGCCACCAGACAAUCAGAGAUCUCCGCCUUCUGAUAGUCUGGGGACACUCCUUUCUAAAGUGUGUUGAACACACCGGCUAAAACGGCCGGCA